Messenger RNA from Phacochoerus africanus (Common warthog), 1122 nucleotides. RefSeq names its product ras homolog family member D (gene RHOD). Lineage: Eukaryota; Metazoa; Chordata; Mammalia; Artiodactyla; Suidae. The transcript has 5 exons. Gene Ontology annotation, biological process: cell migration; small GTPase-mediated signal transduction. The record is from RefSeq and is a predicted model, not a curated record. Gene Ontology annotation, molecular function: GTPase activity; GTP binding. Bases 68 to 679 code for a protein of 203 amino acids.
CCUUCCACAUUCCUGCCCCGCCGGCCCCAGCUCGCCGCUCUCGGCGCCGGCCCUCCGCUGCCCCGCGAUGAAGGCGGCCCGGGCCGAGCGCGAGGAGGUCAAGGUGGUCCUGGUGGGCGACGGCGGCUGCGGGAAGACGUCGCUGCUGAUGGUCUUCGCCGAAGGCGCCUUCCCCGAGAGCUACACCCCGACGGUGUUCGAGCGGCUGGGCGUGAAUCUGCAGAUGAAGGGCGGACCCGUGCACCUCCAAAUCUGGGACACGGCAGGACAAGUCGACUACGACCGCCUGCGGCCUCUGUUCUACCCUGACGCCAGCGUCCUGCUCCUCUGCUUCGACGUCACCAGCCCACACAGCUUUGACAACAUCUCUAACCGGUGGUACCCAGAGGUGAAUCACUUCUGCAAGGAGGUGCCCAUCAUCGUCGUGGGCUGCAAGACCGAUCUGCGCAAGGACAAGUCACUGGUGAAGAAGCUGCGGAAAAAUGGGUUGGAACCCGUGACCUACCACAGGGGCCAGGAGAUGGCCAGGGCCGUGGGCGCGGUGGCCUACCUUGAGUGCUCGGCUCUGCUCCAGGAAAACGUCCGGGCCGUCUUCCAAGAGGCGGCUGAGGUGGCCCUUAGCAGCCGCGGUCGCAACUUCUGGAGGCGGAUUACCCGGAGCUUUUGUGUGCUGACCUGACGGCUUUGCCCUCCCUCCAUCUCCGACCGCCCCAGCCGCACAGGAAGGAGCUGGCGCUGACCUUCCCACUUGGCUGGGCUGGACCCAGUCCCCAGGCUGGGACCACCGAACUGUACCUCAAACAGAUGGGCCCCACCAAGGCUGGGCCUGGGACCCCUGGGCUGGAGGGAAAACCCUCUGAAACCGGAGAAAGGGACUCCCAGGCUCACCAGCCCUGUGGGGGUGGAGGGGUGGCCCGAAGACCCCUGGAACCACUCCCAGCUCCCUGCCCUGGACCACAGGCCCUGGGGUAGCCUGGCGCCACCUCGUGGCGAUGCCCGGAACUGCACCUUCAGGACCCAGCAGCCCUAGGACUCUCCGGCCAGAACUGGCACCCCACCUGGUCCCCCUUCACCCCGCCCAUCCCAGUGGUAACUGUAUCACUAAACUGACAUCACUUGGCA